Molecule: messenger RNA, 3644 nt
Organism: Fundulus heteroclitus (mummichog)
Lineage: Eukaryota; Metazoa; Chordata; Actinopteri; Cyprinodontiformes; Fundulidae
Gene: popdc2
Product: popeye domain containing 2
Exons: 4
Coding region: 385-1515 (376 amino acids)
Cellular component (GO): sarcolemma
Molecular function (GO): cAMP binding
Source: RefSeq, a predicted model, not a curated record
CCAGCUGUUGGCCCUUCAGUGCAGGCCGGCGGCUGAGGGGAUCGGGCAGGAGAGCAAAGACGAGGCGAGAAGCCAGCCGAUAGAUAGAGGAAGGGGCCGAUGAUGAUGAGAGGAGGAGGAGGAGGAGAAGAAGAAGGGCCGACCCGUUCCAGCUGUGUUUCUGGGGCAAACCGAGCCGUGAGAACUUCUUCCCAUUGAAGAAUUUUCCACCGCACGGCAAGGGAACAAACAUUUUUUUACUCAGUAUCAGCUGUUUAUUUUUAACCAGCGGUAAGGCAAACGCCGCAGCUUGUAACUUGUGACAGACAAGAAUCGGCUCCUUUAUUUUUAAUUUUUUUCCCUGUGCAUCAAAAGCCUCGUGGCGUUUUCAAAAAACCCGAAAGCAUGAGCGCAGACAACUCCACCCUGUGGGACCACUUGUUUGCUCCACCUGUGUGCGACGGCUGGAGCAACAACACGGAGGGGGCCCUCUACCAUCUGGGCAACACCAUCCUGUUCCUGGGCUACAUGGGAGGCAGCGGGGCCUUCGGGGCCCUCUUCAUCUUCGGCUUCCUGUCCCCGGCCUUCCUCUGCCUCGCCCUGUGGGGCUGGCUGACCAUGUGCGGCGCGGACGUCUUCUCCUGGAACGUCCUGCUGCUGGCGGCCUCCCUGCUGCAGAUCGGCCACCUCCUCUACCGGCUUCACCAGGAGGGCAUCCGCGGCGAGGAGCUGACCUCCCUCUACCAGGCCGUCUACCUGCCGCUGGGCGUGCCCGUCCAGGUGUUCAAAGACGUGGCGAAGGGUUUUGAAAACAAGGCGGUGGAGCUGAAGGCCGGAGAGACGUACGCCGUGGAGGGCAAGACGUACAUCGACCAGCUCUCCUUUCUGCUGUCUGGGAGGAUCAAUGUCUCUUUGGAGGGUCAGUUCCUGCAUUACAUUCACCGCCACCAGUUCCUCGACUCUCCCGAGUGGGAGUCUCUCAGACCAAACGAAGAGGGAAAGUUCCAGGUGACACUGACAGCAGAAGAAGACUCCCGCUACGUCUCAUGGAGUCGCCGGCGUCUCUACACGAUGAUGUCAAAGGACCGCUACGUUGCCCGCCUCUUCUCUCUCAUGCUCGGCUACGACAUUUCUGAAAAGCUGUAUAACCUCAACAACAAGCUCUACAUAAAGAGCGGCGUGCUGCUGGACAUCCGCCUGCCGAGCCUCUACCACGUCCUGGCACCCUCCUCGCAGGGCAGCGAAGGCGGCAGCGGCAGCGACAGCGGCGUUACCAAAGAACAACAGAGCCGAGACCUAGAACCAGCCUAUCAGAUGUCAAACCCCGGACCGUCUCAGUCCCUGAUGCCCGAUCAGCAGGGGCCACGGACAACUGGGAGCAAUGUGCUCCCCGAGCAUGGCCCCUGUCAGCGCCCCUGGGCAUCAGACCCGGAGAUGCCAUCUGGUGAGGAUUCCACUAGCCUGGUCCUGGAGGACUUUGCUGACGUGGCGGGCUCCUUAAUGGACUAUGGCAGUGAGAAAGAUUAUUUAAGGUAGUGAGGCAGGGUGCUGGAGCUAACACACUGGGUCACCACUUAAGCUACAUGAGGUGAUGGUGAUGGGAAUGUACCACCUCGAUUCCAGAGACGCAGAGCUCCGCUGGCUCCCACCGACACCCCGAAGCUGUGAAGCUAGCUUCCUCCAUGCACACCGCGGUAUCUUCAGUACAGCAGAAUAACCAGACUGUUGCUCCGCCUUCUCCUCUCUGCUUUGCAGCUCCUAACACAUGCUGUCUUUGCUGUUUUGUGUCGCUUGGCUGAAUGACACUGCCAGCACUGACACACACAGUACUGUUCUGUCACAUUUUAAACAAAACUUUAAUCCAUUGAUGCCCUAUUUGGAUUUUUUAAAAUAUAACAUGCCAGUGAACUAUAUUUGUAAUGGUAGAGCAGCAUUGGUCGAUGUGUUUUUAAGUGGAUUUAACCGCCACUGGAUAAAAAGACAUUCUUUCCUCACUAAUAAGUCAGGCUAAUCUUUUUCUGUUUGAUUAGUUUGGAUCACAAAAUCAUUUCAGUUUGCCAAUACCAGAACAUCCAGAGAGAGAGAGUUCUGGUUGCUUUCUUUAAAGCCAGAAGUUAAUAUACUUUAAAAUAUCUGGGAAAGGCCAGUGGAUAAUGUCAUGGCUUUGUGAGCUUCUGAUCACAACAUUAAGGCCUGUCGAUGUGAUUCAGUGAACCAAUACAAACGAUCUAUGUCAUAUAAUGGGGACAAUUUCCAGAUGUCUGAAGCUGCCACAUUUAUCCAUUUUAAAUAAAAGAAAUGUUAGUAUAAACACUACAUGAAUGUCCAGCUAUCAUGCCGUUCACGAAGGAGAUGGAUUUUCUGUUCCAGGGAAGAACGAGGUUAGGUAUUAAAUGUGGGAAUCAGCUCCAGAACAAAAGCAAGACACCCAGUAGAGCCAAAACAGCUGAAAGACCACCCACAGAGGAAGAAAAUGUCACUUGCAAAGCAACAUAAAAGGACGCUUUAUAGUUUCCCAAAACAUUCUGAGACAAAAGUAUGGAAGAAAUAUAUUCUCAUUAGAAUCAGUGUUUUUCUGUUUUUAGAAAGUGAACUUGUAUGAGUAAGGUUUUAUCUGGUGAAAUUAUAAAUGUGAUUAUUUUAUUUACUUUGAACUUGCCAGCAAAAAUUCACCUUCAAAAAUGUUCCUGCACGUGUGUUGACCUUCUUAUGACUCAAGCCAAAACAAUCAGCCCUUUAUAAAUUUUAGCAGCUUUUAGCCAAUGAAGUUAAACUCAUUUGAUCACGCAACACCCCAGUGCAUUGUGUGCGUUUGGGAAACCAGUCUAUUACCAGUUAGCUACUAACCAGCUGUUUAGAGCCUCACCUUCAGCAGUUGAAUUUUUGAAGGUGAAAGUUUUGUUGGAAAAUUUAAGUUACCGUAUUUUUCGGACUAUGAGUCACACUUAUUUUUUCUUAGUUUGGCUGGUCCUGCAAUUUAUAAUCCGGUACAAUUUAAAUAUCGAAUUUAAAUUGUAAUCAUAUUGACCAGCAUGAACAAAGGAUUAAACAUUAUCGUCUAUAGCCGCAACAGGGCGCUUUAAGCUUGUGAAAACUAUAUGCUGCUCCUGUCCCACUUAGAAAUUAAAUAUAACAUUCAUUUAUAGACAACAAAGACUGAACACAUGUUUGUAUGUUGUUUCACUGUUUCAGUCUGCAUUCAUGCAGCUCAAAGGGCCCAGACCGCGACAGAACCCCGUUAUUGGGCUGUCAGUGGCGCUAAUAACAUCUAGCGCUAGCUAGCAGGGUUGAUGUUCGGGCGGUUAACAAUUCCCUGAUGAAUGUGAGCUUUAUGUUGCUCUCAAAAAUCUGGGCCGUACCGUUAGCUUAGCACGUAGCCCUGUUACGCUCGCGGUCUAAUUUCAGCGUAAUUUUUACAACUUUCAGCAUAAUGGUCCAUUACACAGAAAUGCGCUGGCGAGAAGCUCCCCGGUUGGAGUUGCUGGCUUGUUAUGCUAAUUUACUCCAUUCAACCUCCCAAGUAUGUUCCAUGUUAUUCAGCCUGUUGUGGAUGCAAUUGUGUAAUUGAAUACAUUGCUUUAUCAGAUUAAAUGGCAGUUUUUGGUUUUGGAUUUGAUUAAAUAAAUUUCUAAAUAAAUGUGACUUGUAGACGGGUGUGACUUAUA